CAUGUUUCAUGCCAUAUAUAUGUACUAUUAAGAAGUUUUGUUUAGCCACCAUAUUCUCAUUUUGCUUUUCAUUCCUACCCAAAAACAUCAUGUUUGCCCACCAUGUCAACCAAUCUACAAACAAUAUGGGAGACUGCUUGGAUGCCCGAGAAACAUUUCAUUUCAUUCCUAUAACCUUGGCCCCAUAAUUUUUAUGGUUCUUGAUGUGCAGUAAUGUUGUGAUCAUGCAUAGCAAUGGUGCCAGGGUCCAGGUUGCUGCAUGCUUGCAAUGCUUGGAUGUUCAUUAUUGUAGUUGUGUAAGUUUCAAGGUAAUAGUUAAGGUGACCUGUUUUGUGAUUAAUUAUGAUACGUUCUGCCUUAAAAACAACAAUUGAUGUACAAUGCCCUUUUUAAGAUGAGGUAGCAAUGUGUACCCUGACCGAGAAGACAUCUAUAUUCAGGAGGCCCCUUUCAUGUUUUCAUGUAUUGGAUGACUGUGGUUGAGGAUCAGGAUGUCCUGUUUGGGAAAGGAGAAAGACCCCUUGGUUGGAUAAUUAGGACCUGUUUGUGAAUCACACACACUCUGUUCUGGACUAGGAUGCCAGUCUGCAUGUCAGGAGGCUAAUUCUUGGAACAGGAGGCCCUGUUUUAGUGUACUGAUGGACACUGUAGCUGACACUGCACACUGGCUGAUGGUAGACAACCCCAUCUCCAAGACGGUGUGGUCUGCAGUCUCCCAGGCAGCUGGAUAUACAUCUCAUUGCAUCAGACAGAACCGCGGCGGCUCCACCGUACCGGAGAUGCGUUACCAGGCGCCACCGGUCCGGUGGCUGCUCUCCCCCGCCGGCCAGACGGCGGUGCGCCUGGCCGGCCUGUCGGGCGCCUCGGCCGUCGCGCUGGGUGCUUACGGCGCUCACAAGCUGCGUGCCGGCGACCCGAACCCGGAGCUGGUGCAGGUGUUCGAGACGGCCAACCGCUACCACAUGCUGCACUCGCUGGCGCUGCUGGGCGCGCCGCUGUGUCGGCGGCCCGGUCUGGUCGCCGCCCUGCUGGCCUCAGGCACCCUGGUGUUCAGCGGAAGCUGCUACUAUUACGCGCUCACCGGCGACAAGUCGGUGCGGCGGGUCACGCCGUACGGAGGCAUGCUGCUCAUCGCCGGCUGGCUGGCUAUGGCACUCUGAGCGGCCGCCGCUCUCGGGCGCGGCCGGAGCGUGCUCCGGGCCGCUCUCGGGCGCUACCGGAGCGCGCUCCGGACCGCUCCGGCGGCGCUCCGAGCGUGGUCAUCGGACCAGACGGGAGCUCCCGGGAGACCGACGCUGUGUGCUGGCAGUCGGAUGGGGAGUGGGCGCGGCGGCCAGGUGAGAGUGUGGUGGGGGUAGUGAUGCUUGCACGACGCUGGUGGGCGGGCCGCGGCUCUGUGUCUGUUUCGGCCACAGCCGGGGGUCGGCCGGCUGUGGUCGCAGUCCAGGAAACCCUCUGAUCAAGUACGUCAAUCGAGUGGGCUUGCCUGAUGCUACCUAUCGGUGUACUGGGGCAUCGUGCUGCUGCGUUGCGACGGCGGCUCGUACUAUCGUUUUCCUGAACCUUCGCUUGCCGUGGAAAGUACGCCUGUGAUUAUAAGAGCGUGGGUCGCUGCGUUCGGGUGUCCACUCCGUUCGUGAUGGGGAUCAAGUGUAGCGUUGACUGCUGCGCCAGCCUCGUGCGGUUCGACGGCCCGACAUAUAGACACGUGACGGGCGCCGAGGCUGUGUGCUGACUGUUUAUCGCAGCGCGACCUCGGGGUGCUUGAAGGUGACGAUUUUGGCGAUGAAUUGUCAUGUUUGCCAGCUUGGCAUUUUUGUACGAAUGUCUUCAAGCGACCUGCCCGUGCCAAGCGCCCACGCACGAGAGGUGGAAAUACACGCUGAUAUUCGG
Messenger RNA from Pollicipes pollicipes, 1893 nucleotides. Its product is annotated as transmembrane protein 256 homolog. The transcript has 4 exons. Bases 639 to 1160 code for a protein of 173 amino acids. Lineage: Eukaryota; Metazoa; Arthropoda; Thecostraca; Pollicipedomorpha; Pollicipedidae. The record is from RefSeq and is a predicted model, not a curated record. Gene Ontology annotation, cellular component: membrane.